Molecule: messenger RNA, 2628 nt
Organism: Desarmillaria tabescens
Lineage: Eukaryota; Fungi; Basidiomycota; Agaricomycetes; Agaricales; Physalacriaceae
Product: UDP-Glycosyltransferase/glycogen phosphorylase
Exons: 19
Coding region: 1-2628 (875 amino acids)
Biological process (GO): carbohydrate metabolic process
Molecular function (GO): UDP-glycosyltransferase activity; hexosyltransferase activity
Source: RefSeq, a predicted model, not a curated record
AUGGCGAACGAAGCUCACCCGUUUCACAUGAAGGAAGUGGACGACGACGCUUCAAUACUUCCCAAGUACGCGGCAUCAUCUCAGUCUAGCGAAAACACAUCUGUCGGUGUUGAUGACGUCCACGCUGAUACUGAUAUAUCAUACGGCAGAUAUACUGCUGCAGGCAAAGGACUGAGAUCAUCCGCAUUUAUUACUCCAGAUGGUCGAAUUUCAGUUUCCCUCGACCUGAAGCAUAAACUGCCCGAGCUCCCAGAGGAUCAUGCUUCAGGUGUCAAGGAAUUCGCUGUUGACCGGGAGUGGACAAAGUUCCCUAAGAUGAACAUUGUGAUUAUGAUUGUCGGAAGCCGCGGUGACGUUCAGCCCUACGUUGCUCUAGGCAAGAGAUUAAGAAGUGACAGACAUCGGGUACGAAUAGCGUCACACGAAACUUUCAGAACGUUUGUCACAGAAAAUGGGUUAGAAUUCUUCGAUAUUGGAGGAAAUCCACAAGAUCUGAUGAGCUAUAUGGUGAAGAACCCCGGGCUAAUACCUGGCAUGGACUCUCUGACUAAUGGCGAUAUACCGAAGAAGCGGAAGAUGUUGGCUGAGAUGAUGAACGGAUGCUGGCUUUCAUGCCACUCCCCUUGUCCUCGCACAGGGAGGACGUUUGCUGCUGAUGCUAUCAUAGCGAAUCCUCCAUCUUUUGCUCACAUUCAUUGUGCCGAAGCCUUGGGUAUUCCUCUUCUAUUAUCAUUUAGCAGCUAUGCCCUGGUGACGCUUGAGUGCAACAUCCGCAUUCCCUCAUCCUCUCGUCAAUCCGACAUCCUCACUUGGCAAGGAAUGGGCGACAUCAUCAAUAAAUUGCGUACACGAACGCUUGGCUUGACACCUCUUUCUUUGAGAUCAGGCUCGGGUGCCCUCGAUACUUGUAAGGUUCCAUGGACGUACUGUAUGAGCCCAGCUCUCGUACCGAAACCCAAGGACUGGAAGAACCAUAUCGAUGUUGCGGGCUUUUACUUUUUGGACUUGGCCACGAACUAUACACCGCCAGAUGACCUAGCCGCAUUCCUGGCUGCCGGAGAUGCGCCAAUAUACAUAGGAUUCGGUUCAGUCGUGAUAGACGAUCCAGCUACGAUGACGAGUACCAUAUUUGAAGCUACGAAGCAAGCUGGUGUCCGAGCUCUUGUGUCUGCUGGAUGGGGAGGUCUCGGAGGUGUCGCCCUCCCACCACACAUUUUCAUUCUUGGGAAUAUACCACAUGACUGGCUUUUCGCUAACGGACGGGUUGCAGCAGUUGUUCAUCACGGCGGUGCUGGAACAACUGCAGCUGGUCUAUCUAAGGGACUUCCAACUGUCGCUGUCCCUUUCUUCGGUGAUCAAGGAUUCUGGGGCAAUAUGAUUCAUAGAGCUGGGGCUGGACCUGCUCCGGUUCCUCCGAAGAGCCUCACCGUGAAUAGCCUAAAGGACGCCAUCGUCUUUGCUAUCAGCCCCCCAGCGAAGAGUGCCGCUCGAAGGAUGGCAGAACAAAUCCUGCACGAGGACGGCGUCAAAUGUGGUGCGGAGAGCUUCUACCGCCAUCUUCCGUUAAAGAAUAUGAGAUGUGACCUGGAUCCUUCACGGUUAGCGGUCUGGUGGUCCACGAAAUAUUGCCUAAAGCUUAGCGCCUUUGCCGCGCAAGUCUUGGUAGAAACACGGGAGCUCGACAUGGGAAGCCUGGACGCACAUCGGUCCAAGGAGUACAACAUACGCAAAGGCGUUUCAGAUCCCGUAACUGGCGGCUCAAGUGCGAUUUUUUGGACAGUUACUCAUUAUUAUGAUGGAAUUGCAAAAAUCUUUUAUUCCCCCGUUUCUGGCAUCGUACAGACGACAACAGCCAUUCCGCAAGGAGUAAUGAAGAUUGUGACGAAUAUACACGAUGGUUUCCAUAAUAUGCCAAAGCUAUAUGGUUCUGAGGUUAGAGAACCCGGAAAGGUAAGCGAUUUCCAGAGUGGGCUGAAGGAAGCUGGAAAGGGGUUUGUAUACGGUUAUUACGACGGAAUUACGGGACUUGUGCGUGAACCCAUCAAGGGUGCCCAGAAAGAUGGUUUUGUUGGCGCAAUAAAAGGGUCUGCUCGGAGCUUCGUUAACGUAACCAUGAAGCCCGCUGCAGGAAUUGUUGGCCUCUUCGCCCACCCGAUGAAUGGUGCUUGGGAAAGCAUUCGUUCCGAUUUUAGGGCAAAGCAGGAGGAACAUCAGAGAAGUACACGUAUGUCAGACGGAGCCGAGGAAGUGAAACGAAGCACCCCGGAAGAGCGGAACGUGAUAUUAAGGCGGUUCCACGAAGCCAAAGCAACCGUAUUGGAACGACAAAAGGCAAUGUCCGAGGCAGCUCGCAGCAUGCUAUACGAAGAUGUCGAGGAAGAUGCGACUGUUGAGGCUGACCCAAGCGUGGAGACAACGAGCCGAGGCGACUCGGACCGGUGCGAAGCUGACGCUCAGGAUGCAAGGCGGUUAUCGCCUGAGCAGUCAACUGGACUCGGUUUGUCACAGUCAGACCAGGACGAUACGGACUUUCUUCGAGAUAUGGAGAUAGCCAAACAGCUUUCUUUGGCGGAGCAGAGAGGCUACGAGCGAGGGAUUUCUGAUAGCAUGGAAUCUACCUAUGCAUGA